Symbiodinium pilosum is the source of this 909-nucleotide messenger RNA. The record is from the annotation of a GenBank genome assembly. NCBI's taxonomy places the organism in Eukaryota, Dinophyceae, Suessiales, Symbiodiniaceae.
AUGGCGCCAGCAAACAUCGUUGGAACCUGGCAGGAUGCCCAAGGUACAGAGUACAAGGUAUCGAUCGAUGGUCCAGGCAGCUGGACCGUGGCAACUUGUCGCCCAGAUGGUAGGCGGCGUGUGACAAAGGGUCUAUUGCAGGUAUGGCAGGGCGCCAUUUACUGGGGAACGUCCUACUACUUGGACAUCAUGGAUGGCAACUACGGCUAUGGCGACAGUGGCUAUGGCGACGGCAAGACUAAGUGGCUGACGUGGCAGCCGCUGAAGCGUGGCAAGCCGGCAUACCGCUGGCAGCAGGUUCCCACCCGUGGAAAGCCUGAGACGCGCUUCACGGUAAAGCCCCCAGCAAGGGAGUCCAAGACCGAAAGCCCUGUGAGCUCCUGGGGCUUUCGGUCCGAAAGCUCCCAGUGGGACGGCUCCGAAGGCUCCCAGAGCCCGACUACUCCGCAAGCAGCGCCACCAACGCCACCAACGCCACCAGCUGCGGAGAUGAUCAUGCGCAUCACCGGAAAGUGGAAGGAUGACAGUGGCAGCCGCUAUGAGGUGGUGCCGGACUCCGGGUCCAACUCAUGCACGGUGGUGACUACACGCCCAAAUGGCAGGGUUCUUACAACAGCAGGGCUCAUCAAGUACAACAAUGACAAGGGCUGCAUUUACUGGGGGACAAAGUUUCGCCUAGAGCUCAAGGACAGCCAGACGUGCGUGUGGAUUCCGUUUGGCCGUGGCAAGUCUUUCUGCUGGCAAGCGGACAGCCCAAGACCCAUCGUCACGCACAGUCAGGCAUUGCCGACAGCCCGCAGCACAGUGGAGGCAUCUGCCCAGUUGCAGAACCUCCUUGGAAUUUCGAAGACUUCUCGAAACAGCAGCGGCUCACAGAAAAAGAUUUUCAAUCGCCCGCUGGUGCGCUGA